This is a messenger RNA of Closterium sp. NIES-65, 1971 nucleotides long. The record is from the annotation of a GenBank genome assembly. NCBI's taxonomy places the organism in Eukaryota, Viridiplantae, Streptophyta, Zygnematophyceae, Desmidiales, Closteriaceae.
AUGAAAGUGGACGACACGCUUCUCCUCCUGGGCACCUCUCACGGCCACCUGCAGGUGUGGCACCUCCCCUCCCACUCCCUCCUCGCCUCCCUCCACCACCCCCUCCCCAUCCCCCUCCCCCUCACCUGCCUCACUCUCUCCCAAAGCCUCGGGGACGCCCCAGAGGGACCGAAUUCAGGUUCUCGUGCUACUACUGGGUGUGCUUGUAACGAGGGCGGCCGGUGUGCUUGUAACGAGGAUGGGUGGAGGCUAGUGGCGAGUGCGGCAGAGUACGGGUCGGUGUGCGUGUGGAGCCUGCCCCGCUGGCCCACAAGGGGUGGGGCAUCGCCCCAAGCGAGUAGGUUACAAGCAAGCUCAAAAGCUAGAGAGGCAGGGAAAGAAGCAUCAGUAGCAAUGUCAUGCGCUAUACAAGCAAGGUCACGAGAGGCAGAGGGAGGGGAAGCUGAGGCACGGCUGGAAAGAAGCGCAGCAGAGCCCCGUGAAUUCGGAGGCACAUGUGUUGUUGUCGUGCCCUCCCUGUCCCCCUGCUGCUCGAUCUGGUUCGUGGAGGGAAGGAUGGGAGAGCAGCAGCUGUGGGAGGACCUUGAGAGAGUGCGCGGGGGCGAGGGGGGUGUGGGGAGAAGUGAGGGGGAGGAGGGCGAGGAGGGGGAGGAAGAGCAGGUGGGAUGGCGGCCUAGGAAGGGCAAGAGAGGGCCACGGGAGUGGUGGGAGGGUGGGGGGCUGAGGGGCAGAGAAGCAACAACUCACGCCCGCCGGUCCAAGGGAGUGAUGGCAAGCCCUUGCGCAUUCAUCAGGAGAGACGUCACGGAGGCUCGCCCUUGUAAGGGAGGCAUGGCAUACGGGCGGCCUGCGUGUAAUGAGUUGACUCAAAGCUCGACGGAGGCUCGCCCGUGUAAGGGAGGCAUGGCAUACGGGCCGCCUGGGUAUCUGCUGGUGGAGGAGCGCAGUGGCAUGAGCGACGGUGACCGCACCAUGCGGCUUUGGGACUUGGGCUCUCAAGCUUGCCAGUCAACGCACAGUCAACAGCAGUCAACGCACGGUCAACAGCAGUCAACAGGGACAUCACAGCACAGCACAGCAUGGGCUAGUAUGCAGUGUGUGUACGAUCGUGCUUUGGCCUUCGAUCCAUGGACGGGCGUGGUUGCUGCUGUAGUGCCUCACACUCACCCCCCUGCUGAGCGUGGCAUUGGCAAUGUCGCCUUCAGCCACUCAGAACGGCAUGGCUGGCGGCUGCUGAUUGGCACGACUCAGGGGCUGAUCGUUGUUUAUGACUUGGACAGAGGAGUGGCGGGAAGAGGGGAAGGUGGAGGCGGAAGGAGGAGAGGAGCAAGGGAGGGAGGAGGAGGAAGUGGAGUAGGAAUGAAGGGAGGAGGAGAGAGCAUCGGACAGCCGUCGAUUUCGUUGAGAAUCGAUCUGUGGGAGGAGAUGCAGCAAUUCUCCCUCAACGAACGGAUUUUCUGCCUCACUACUGUGACCGACACUCACCAUGACAUCCCCGAGGGCAUCUUUGCGCGGGUGUGGGACGUGGAUGCUUCUAAUCAAGCCGCCCUCCUCCCCCAGAACCAUCCUCCAUUCACCGAGGUGCUUCAUUUUGACUCUCAGCAGCCCUGCAUCGCCCCCUCCUCUGCCACGGCUGUGGUGCUGAGAGCCGAUGGGGCCAUCGCCCUCUGGACUGCCUCUCAAUGCGCCCACAACAUCGUUACACCCCACAGCCAGUCCCAGCAAGACCUGGUGUAUCUGCCUCACCCUCCUGUCAUGUAUCCUCUCUCAACCACUGCCUCUUCUGCCACUGCUGCUAGUGAUGAAAUUGGUGACAAUGCUGGCAGCAGUGGUGGUGAUGACUGUAAGGGUGAUAGUAAUAAUAACCGGGACAGGGGCAGUAGCGAGUGUGUGGUUGCAGACAGCAACUGGAGAUGGCUGGUAGUGGCAGGAGGGGCUAUAGCUGAGGUUUAUGAUUUUCUGGUGGGAUAA